AUGGCAGAAACUACAGAAAUUACAAAUACAAACAAUGAGUCAGGUUAUAAAUUUUUUACUUCAGGUGCACCAAGGCAACCAAAUGAAAGUGCAUUUAAAUAUAAUUUUCGAAAAUUAUUUACUAUAAAAACAUUUGAAAGUAUGGAUGAAGAUCAACGAAAAUCGGAACUUAGAAAGUCUUUAAGUGCCUUUGAAUUAAUCAUGCUUGGUUUAGGCGGUAUAAUUGGAAGUGGUAUAUUUGUUUUGACAGGUGAGGCUGCUGCGACAAAAGCAGGGCCUGCUGUCGUUAUAUCUUUUAUAUUGGCUGGAAUUGCUGCUAGUUUUGCAGCGCUCUCUUAUUCAGAGUUAGCUUGCAUGAUCCCAAUUUCAGGUUCAUCAUAUACUUAUGUGUAUGCCACUAUGGGUGAGCUUGUGGCUUGGAUUAUUGGUUGGGAUUUGACCUUGGAAUAUUUGGUGGGGGCAGCAGCAGUAGCUGUUGGUUGGUCUGAAUAUUUUACUCAAUUUUUUUACGAGGGUUUUGGUGUCACAUUUUCACCAGCGUGGACUAACUCGCCAGUUCAGUGGGAUCAAGCAUCCCAAAGUUUUAUACGAGGUCAAGGAUAUAUGAAUAUUCCUGCGCUUGUUGUCGUAUUACUCUUGACUACUUUACUCGUCAUAGGAAUUAAAGAAUCAGCUAGAGUUAAUGCAAUAAUUGUCAGCGUUAAACUUUUUGUUUUAUUAUUGUUCGUAAUUGCUGCUGGAAUUCAUAUCAAUGCUGAAAAUUACAAACCAUUUAUUCCACCAAAUCAAGGACAAUUUGCGAGUUUCGGUGUUACUGGAAUAUUAGCGGGAACUACUGUAGUUUUUUUUGCAUAUAUCGGAUUUGAUUCUAUUUCAACUAUUGCACAAGAAUCCGUAAAUCCAAAAAGAGAUUUACCAAUUGCAAUUAUGGGGAGUUUUUGUAUCGUAACAGUUAUUUAUGUCGUCGUAAGUGUCGUGUUGACCGGUGUAGUAUCAUACACAAAGCUUGGUAGUUCAGCGCCAUUAUCGGUAGCGGUUAAUGAAACGGGGAUGAGAUGGUUAGGAAUAAUUGUAGAUCUCGGUGCAGUAUGUGGUCUGUUAUCAGUCAUUCUUUUAUUAUUGGCGGGACAACCACGUAUUUUCUUCGCAAUGGCAAAUGAUGGAUUAUUCUUACCUGGAAUUGCUUCCAAGGUUCAUCCAAGAUUUGGUACACCAUACAUAAUAACUAUAAUAGGAGGUGUAAUUUGCGCAAUAGCAGCAGCGGUGUUCCCAAUCGGAGUACUCUCAGAAUUAACAUCAAUUGGUACAUUAUUAGCUUUCUUUCUAGUAAAUAUAGGGGUAACAAUAUUAAGAUAUACAGCACCAGAUGUACCUAGAAGAUUUAAAGUACCAGGUGGUCCAUUUUUAAUUCCGUUGUUAGGUGCAGCAUUGUCAUUGGUAUUAUUGGGAUCAGCAUCAACUGCAAGUAUUGCUAGACUGUUUAUUUGGAUGGCAAUCGGAUUAGUUGUAUAUGCGUUUUAUGGAAGGAGGCGUUCCAAAGCAAAUAAUCCGGAAUUAAGAGAUAAAAUAGAUACUCCAAAUAAAGAGCAAGAUUCGGAAAAAUUUACGAAUGAUGAUGGUGAGCAGUACAGGGAUAAUGCGAAUCAUUAG
This is a messenger RNA of Scutellospora calospora, 1650 nucleotides long. NCBI's taxonomy places the organism in Eukaryota, Fungi, Glomeromycota, Glomeromycetes, Diversisporales, Gigasporaceae. The record is from the annotation of a GenBank genome assembly.